UCCAAGAUGUACCCUCAGAUAUUACUGGACUGUUAACAAUUCUUCCUCUAUCUUUUAAAAUGAGUGGCCAGAAGAUAACUGGCUGAAAGUUUAGUUAUGAAAAAUCAUCUUUAAUAGUUUUGCAAUCGGCUUCUGCUUUUUCAUGUCAAAAGUUGAAGAUCAAAGGCAGAUGUCUACCCGAAAUGGCGUCUACAUUGUUCAGGGUGAAAUGUCUCUUGUGGUGGCGGCUUUACGAAGAAAUGUUCGUGGCGGCUCCCACAGUCACCAGGAUGAAGAACAAGAUCCAUUACUUCAUGGAUUUUCUCAACUUAAAGACCAGCUUGCAGCUAUUUCUGAUUUGAGUGAAGUAGAUGUAAACACUUUCUUGGGCCCAUUUCUUGAAGUCAUUAGGUCCGAAGACACAACAGGACCUGUUACUGGUGUUGCGUUAUCGUCUGUGAACAAAUUUCUGUCUUAUGGACUUGUUGAUCCAGCCAGUGAAAGUGCAGCAUCUGGUAUUGAGAAUCUGGCUGAUGCUGUUACUCAUGCUAGAUUUGUAGGCACAGACCCUAGCAGUGAUGAAGUAGUACUCAUGAAGAUUCUUCAGGUGCUCAGGACACUGCUGCUAACACCUGUUGGUGCACACAUGACAAAUGAGUCAGUCUGUGAGAUCAUGCAGUCCUGCUUCAGGAUUUGUUUUGAAACAAGACUCAGUGAACUGCUUCGACGUUCUGCUGAACAGACCUUGAUGGACAUGGUGCAGCUUCUAUUUUCAAGACUCCCUCAAUUUAAAGAAGAGCUAAAGUCAGGGAUGAUCCCUAAUAUAAGAAAGGUGUUCAAAAGAGCUGGAGCCAUUGCAACUGGAAAAAGGAAGAAGCAUAUGUCUCCUAAACCAAGACGAGGUCACUUUGAAGAGAUGCCCCUUGCAACAACAAUAACAACAGUAGCUACAACAACAAUCACAAGCCCCUCUGAUCCACUGAAAGAGGAUAUCAAACAUGAAAAUGUCUCUGAAACUGAUCCAACUCUGCAAGAAAAUUUCUUGCAAGAGUCUUCUGAAAUAUCAGAUUGUGUACCAGGACAACCUGUGUCUGAUGGAGACACAGGCAAGCCUGCUGGAGAUUGCACCAACCUCACUGAACCUCUCAAUGAAGAAGGGCCAUCUAUAGCAUCACAGCUAAUGAGCAGUGAAGUAGAAGGGGAUGGUCUGAGCAUGGAAGGAAUUGUUAUGUCUGAAGAUGAGCGAGAGGUUGUAUGUGAAAAGUCAGCAGAAGAGGUUGGCGCGGACAUUGUUGCUAGCUCCCUCAUAACAGAGGAUGAUGAUCAAGUGAAAGAAAUAAUGGGAAGUACUGCAUCAUUAGAAACAGUUGAGUCAGAGGACUUGUCAGAAGUAGCAGAGGGAAGCCAAACAGAAGCAAUGCUGCAACAAGAUGACUAUGUUAACCCUCGUGGAGUGCGUUUUACCCCACAAGAACCUGUUAAAGAGGGUGCCGGUCCUUUGGUUCCCUAUGGUUUGCCUUGCAUUCGAGAACUAUUCAGAUUUCUUAUUUCUCUCAUUAAUCCCCAUGACAGGCAUAAUUCUGAAGCCAUGAUUCAUAUGGGACUGUCUCUCUUAACUGUUGCUCUUGAAUCUGGUUCCCAUCACAUUGGAACUUUUCCAUCACUGAUGAAUUUUGUUAAGGAUGACAUGUGCAAGAAUCUCUUCUGGCUUAUCCAGUGUGAUGUUCUUGGACUCUUUACCAUGGCAAUGAGAGUGUGUUUCCUGUUGUUUGAAGGGCUUCGCACUGAAUUGAAAUUCCAAAUGGAGAUGUUUUUCAAGAAGCUCAUGGAUAUCUUGUCACUAGAUCCCCAAAGUGUACCCUAUGAGAAAAGAGAACUUACCCUUGAUGCAGUCAAUCAGCUUUUCAGGGUUCCAAAUUUAGUCAUGGAACUUUAUUUGAACUACGACUGUGAUGUGUACAGCACUAAUGUAUUUGAGGAACUCUGCAAACUUCUCUCCAAGAACGCCUUUCCUUCAGCUGGAAGCCUUUAUAGUGUACAUUUACUUUCUCUUGAUGCUCUCCUUGCUGUGGUCCAGAACAUUGAGGAACACUGUCACUCUGAGCUUUUAAACACAGUAGAAAAUUCCACAGAUGAAAAUAACGCUGAUAAAUGUCCAAGCAAGACGACAGGAGAUGACGAUUCAGGCAUAGAUGACAAAUGUGAUUCCUCCUCACUUAUGUCUCCACCGUCGCCACCAACUUCUGGCUUUGCUAUGGCCAAAAAAAUGACCGUGGGUGUGGCAUCACAAGAGCUGAGCACACAAGACAGUGCUGCAAAGAGCUGUGAUCACUCUGGUGAUGACAAGUCUUUCAACUCAUCUCUCGGUCUUCUACUCUCUUCCCACCUUCCAGCAGUCGAGACUCUGGCCAAGCUGAGACAGAGAAAGAAGAUUCUUCAAGCUGGUACUGAGCAGUUCAACAACAAGCCUAAGAAAGGAAUUGAAUUUUUGCAAGAGCAAGGGCUGCUUUCAUCUCCUCUUAAUCAUGAGGAAAUGGCCAAAUUUUUGCGUGAAAAUCCACGUCUUGACAAGAAAACGAUUGGCGAUUACCUCGGUGACAAAAAGAACACGCGAGUUUUAGAAGCAUUCGUGCGGUCUUUCCAUUUCCAUGAUUCAAGAGUGGAUGAAGCUCUUCGUUCUUUCUUAGAAAGUUUUCGUCUUCCGGGUGAAAGUCCUGUCAUUGAACACAUUAUAGAGUUCUUUUCUGAAUUGUUCUAUGAAGGUAAUCCAGAGCCAUAUGCCAACAAGGAUGCUGUAUUUACACUCUGCUAUGCUGUUAUUAUGUUGAAUGUGGACCAGCACAAUUCCAACAUCAAACAACAGAAACCAAUGACAUGCGAGGAAUUUAAGAAAAACCUGAGAAAGACAAAUGGCACGGCGGAUUUUAAAGCAAGUAUGCUAGAGGAAGUGUAUCAUGCAAUAAGAAAUGAAGAGAUUGUCAUGCCUUCGGAGAGAAGUGGAAAGAUAAGAGAGAAUUAUGAUUGGAAGGUUUUGUUGCGUCGCAGCAGUAGUCCUGAAGGGAAGUAUAUUAAUGGCUUGGGAAGCAGCUUUGAUAAAGACUUGUUCUUAAUCAUAUGGGGUCCCACUGUGGCUGCUUUGUCAUAUGUUUACGAUAACGGACUGGAAAAGAGUGUUGCGCAGAAAGCUAUCGUCGGAUUUAGAAAAUGCGCCCUCAUAUCAGCUCAUUACAGCUUGUCAGAUGUGUUUGAUAACCUGGUUAUUUCACUGUGUAAAUUUACAUCACUACUUACCCCACCAGAGACUGGAGAGAGUCUAUCAGUAUCUUUUGGUAGAAAUCUAAAGUCGCAGCAAUCAGCAAGAACCUUGUUCGCUUUGGCCCAUCGUCAUGGGGAUAUUUUACGAGAAGGCUGGAAGAAUAUAAUGGACUGUAUGCUUCAGCUAUUCAAAGCCAAGUUGUUGCCCAAAUCUAUGGUGGAGGCGGAAGACUUUGUUGAAGCCAGCGGGAGAGUUAGUCUUUUACCAGAAGAACUGCCAUAUAUAAGGCCGGAAACAUCUCUAUUUUCGUGGUGGUUUGUGAACCCAGAGCCAGCAAGUUAUAGAGGUCAGACCACAGAAGACAAAGAAGCACAAAAACAAGCACAUACCUGCAUCAGAGAUUGCCUACCAGAGCUCCUCAUCACAGAGAGCAAGUUUUUGAGACCUGAUUCCUUGAAUGAGCUCAUAAAGGUGCUGAUUUACAAUUCAAGUAUUGAGAACCAAGAAUCUGUCCCUUACGAUGAAGAGGCUGCGGUUUUUUUCCUGGAACUUCUAAUAAGAGUUGUUUUGCAAAACAGGGAUCGUGUGUCAGCAUUAUGGGCCACAGUGAGGGAUCAUUUGUCAAACAUUCUUGUCAAUGCAACUCAUCACAGUUCAAUUGUGGAGAGAUCUGUUGUUGGCUUGCUAAGGCUGGCAAUUCGUCUCUUGCAUAAAGAAGAAGUAUCCAGUCAAGUUCUUUUAACCCUUCGUAUCUUAUUGUUAAUGAAGCAUGAUGUUCUGCAAGAUUGUGGGAGGCAAAUUUCUUUCGGACUUCACGAACUGAUCCGGACUAACGCCUCUAGUAUAACAUGCUCUCGAGACUGGGUCACAGUUUUUGCUUUGCUGGAGUGUGUAGGUGCUGCUGCUUCACUACCAACUGUUACUUCAAGUAAUGUGGCCAUGUCCACGGCAUCAUCCGAUGUGGGAAGUGAUUUGACAUCGAGAGAUUACGAACUUGCGGACGGAAUAUCAAACUCCGAAAGUGAAGGCGGCUCAUUUACAAGUAUUGAAGCGGAUUCAGGUUUGAGUGGAAGUGUUUUAGGAGACACGUGGUUGGUGAUUACAAAACAGGACUCAGAAAGCUCUCCUGCGAACCAGUAUGAAUUAACAGUGGGUGCAAAAUUAAACAAGCAUGAUAGUAAAUCGUUUGUGAAAUCGUGUCAGAGCUUGGCCUUUUUGAUCCGCGACAACGCUCAUGUCACAAAGGAAAAUUACCUGCAUUGCGUUCACGCUCUUCGCUUAUUCUCAGAGGCUAGUCUAAAUGGAGGAGCUGGAUAUCGCCAAGAUGGCUGGCAACUCAAAGAGAGCACAGCUGAUUACAAAGGAAGUUGGGGGCGCUCUAGCAAAAAGACAUCUUCGUCAUCUUCACGCUCAAAGAAAGUGAGUCCAACAGGUUUGAAGACACGUAAAUCUACCAAGUCGGCCACCAGUAGUCCAGCCACGAGUGAGGAUGAAGCUGAGAUCGUGGAGACUAUCAACAAUACUUAUGAUGCCAUGUCUCUCCAGCUCCUUGAGCUCAUGUACACUCUUCACACUCAUGGAAGAGGAAUUUUUGAUAAAUUCCCAGGUAUGGCUGAUGGUAGCCCUGAUGUACCAGUUCACGACCAGAGCUUGGACUUUCUGUGGACUAAGUGCUGGUGUCCCUUGCUGCAAGGAAUUGCACGCCUUUGUUGUGAUGUGCGCAGGGAUGUGAGAAUGUCUGCUCUUACUUAUCUUCAGCGGGCGUUACUCGUUCAAGAUCUUCAAAAUCUAUCUGCCAUGGAAUGGGAAGCAUGUUUUAACAAGGUUUUGUUUCCCAUGCUGUCUCAACUAUUAGAAGUCAAUAGCAAUAGUGAUCCAAUGGGUGUCGAAGAAACGCGCAUGAGAGCUGCUACUCUACUCUGCAAGGUGUUCCUACAGCAUUUGACGCCUUUGUUGUCUUUAUCCACUUUUACUGCGCUGUGGUUGACAAUCCUGGAAUUUAUGGAUAAGUACAUGCAUGCAGAUAAGAGCGAUCUUCUGUUUGAAGCCAUUCCAGAAUCUCUAAAGAAUAUGUUACUGGUGAUGUCAACAGCAGGGAUAUUCGAUGAAGAGGAAUGUACAUUAACAGCUGGUUCCCAAAGUGAUAACCGCAAAACACCUGCCAGGCCAGAAUCAGACAUACAUAAGUACUCUGCACUAUGGCAGGUCACAUGGGAACGGAUUGACUGCUUCUUACCCAACCUCCGCCAGGAACUUUUUACACCUCGCAGUCAAUUACCCGUUAGCAACAUCCCUAAAGUGAAGCCUGAGCAGGAGAAAACAGUUUCGGAGGAAAGCAAUCGCGCUAUGGAGUUGCCUAGUAACGUUGAUAAAAUGGAUAACCAAGACAAUCCAGACGGUGAGCGAAGCUUGCCU
Messenger RNA from Pocillopora damicornis (cauliflower coral), 5650 nucleotides. RefSeq names its product Golgi-specific brefeldin A-resistance guanine nucleotide exchange factor 1. Gene Ontology annotation, biological process: regulation of ARF protein signal transduction. The record is from RefSeq and is a predicted model, not a curated record. Gene Ontology annotation, molecular function: guanyl-nucleotide exchange factor activity. NCBI's taxonomy places the organism in Eukaryota, Metazoa, Cnidaria, Anthozoa, Scleractinia, Pocilloporidae.